Molecule: messenger RNA, 6261 nt
Organism: Lottia gigantea (owl limpet)
Lineage: Eukaryota; Metazoa; Mollusca; Gastropoda; Lottiidae
Exons: 46
Coding region: 1-6261 (2086 amino acids)
Biological process (GO): phosphatidylinositol phosphate biosynthetic process; phosphatidylinositol-mediated signaling
Cellular component (GO): cytoplasm; plasma membrane
Molecular function (GO): 1-phosphatidylinositol 4-kinase activity
Source: RefSeq, a predicted model, not a curated record
AUGGCGGCUGCCGAAGGGAGUCUUCAUGCUAAAAUGCUCUUGCAUCUGGCAAAAUCACUUGCAUCGCUGAAACCAACACCCUUCGAUAAGGUAAAAAGAUUAAUCAGUUUAUGUCCAGUAGAAAGUAAAACUGGUAGUUUAAAGAUAGAUUCCAGAGGACAAGAUGCUGUGAUAGCUUUAGGUGUUUAUUUCUUAGAAUCUGGCUUACAGUAUAAAGAUGAGAUCCUACCACUGUUAUUAUCUAUAUUGAGGGGUUUAUCUAAAGCCAAAUAUAUUGAUGGACCAAAAGGACUGAAUAAAUUUAAGCUUCCCAUGACAGAAAAUUUUAGUUUUUGUUUAAAUACUAUUUUAAGUGAUGUAGCUUUUAGAGAUGAUAAUUCUAGAGAUGAGAUAAUAUCUGCUCAGUUAGAUUUAAUGGAAGUUUUAACAAAACUUUGUGAAGGAGCAUUUGAUAUCCCUAAAGAUGUAUUGUGUUUUAAUAUUGUACCUAUUUUAUUGGGCUUGGCUAGAUCAAUUGGCAGGUCAAGUGAUGAAGACAAACCUUUAAUAUCCAAUGUUUUAUAUGUAAAUAAUGGUGGCAAAUCAGUACUCCCAGUUGCAGAGCAAGAGACUGUGCAGACGCAUCGGAGAGCUUUUAGUACUUUUAGACCAAUUUUACCCCGGACUUUAUCUUCGUUGGUAAUCAAUACAGAAAGUCCUAGUCCAACUUCACCAAUACCAUUUGAUUACCCAGAGAACAGACGAGAGCGAUCUCCAUCACCUUUAUUACCUCCAAGUAGAGAGAGCAUACAUAGUAACUCUGAAAAAGAAGAGCGACCACCUUUGACAUCUGUUUACUUGAAUAAAGUAGCUGCUAGUUUCACCAGAACUAAACCAUGGGGUUUCGAGAUCAUUCCAGAACAGGAUCAUUUAGAAUUUUGCAGUUCACAUCUACAGACAUUAGUUAGUGUGGCUAAAAGAUUAUUGAAUAAAGAUGUAUUAAAAAAUUUAGACAAUCAUUUAAAAGAUUUCUUAGCUGAAAAUUUAUACAGAUUUCCAUAUAAAUCAUUUAGUGAAACUAUAACAGUUGUUAUUGUUACCUUAAUGAGAGAUGUUCUAGAACAAGAAAAAGAUCUCCCAGCAUCUUUUAUGAAUGAUGUUCAGGAUUUUGUGAAGAGCUUGUAUCAUUCUGGACAGGUUGAUUUGGAGAAAAAGUCCAGCCAUCAUCAUAAAGACCAUGAGAAAGAUUUUGAGUUCAAUCCAUAUCAGCUGACUGUUUAUAGUAAUGCUGCUUGUGUUGAUUUAUUAUUCUGGGCUAUACGAGAAAUAUCAGAGGCUGAAAAUUUAUGUUUAAAACUAACAGAGAAAAUUAGUAAUAAUACAGAAAGAAAAUUACUGUUGUCUCAUGCUCCAUUAUUACUAGUUUCAUUAGAGGCUUUAGGGAAGUUGGCAGUAAAAUUUCCACCACUAGCUAGUACAAUGGUAGCAUCAUUACGAGAUUUCUUAGUUUCACCAUCACCAAUACUUAGUAAACUCAAUAAAUACGCCUCCUCAGAAAAUAAAGGAGGGAUCAAAAUAACAAUAACAGAUGUUUCUCACAACAAACCAACUAAAUCAAAUGGGGAUAAUGGUAAGAAACACCCCAACAAGUUGCUAACAGCUCUGGAGAAUCUAAGAGAUAAUGCCAUUCACAAUAUCUGCAGAGCAUUAAAAGCCGGUUUAAUUGAGGAUCCUGUGUGUGUUCAAGCGUUUUUAGCAGCCAUCUCUAACAGAUUAUAUCAGGCAGAAAUGAGUGACAGGGAAUCCAACUUAAUAUCCACCAAUACAAUAUUAACAUUAGGACAUUUAGCUGUGGCAUUGAAAGAUACGCCUAAAACAGUGGAGUCUAUAUUACAAAUAUUUCAACAGAGAUUCUGUGCUCCGCCAUCACCAUUAGAUGUACUGAUUGUAGAUCAGAUGGGGUGUAUGAUAAUGGCUGGUUGUGUAAGUUCAGGUAUUUAUUCAGCUGUAAUGUCAAUGUUUACACAAAUAUCAGUAGAAAGUUCAGCACCAUAUUCUUCUGGUGAAAAAGAUGAAAAGCUUAGAGGCUAUAGACAAGUCUCCCACUCUGUUAUCAAUGCCUUUGCUAAUAUAUCAGCUAACAUCCAAGGUGAAACAGAACAAUUAGAUUUACUAGGUCGUCUCUUAGAACUCUUCGUACAAAUGGGACUAGAGGGAAAAAGAGCCAGUGAAAAAAUUUCCACCACAGCUAAGGCAUCAAGUAGUGCUGGUAAUUUAGGUGUGUUAAUUCCUGUGAUAGCUAUAUUAACAAGAAGACUACAGCCAAUUAGAGAACCUAAUAGAAGAUUACAUAAAUUAUUUCGUGAUUUCUGGCAGUAUUGUGUUGUUAUGGGAUUUGCUACAGAAGGUUCAGGUAUAUGGCCACCAGAUUGGUAUGAAGGUGUAUGUGAAAUAGCUACAAAAUCACCAUUAUUAAUAUCACGAGAACAUCUCAGUAAAGAAUUACAGUAUAAUGCUGCUUUAAGAAAUGAUUCAGCUGCCCCUGGGGAGCUGUAUGAAUUGCGAGUUAAUAUCAGUAAUCUAUUAGAUAAUCCAACAGAAGUUGUUACUUUAAUCCAUAAGUUAAACUUCGCACAGUGUACUUAUUUAUUAUCAGUUUAUAAACUAGAAGAGUUAAGAAUAAUGAAUUCCACAGAUAUUCUAGCAUUCCAUGGUUUAUUUGAGUAUUUAGAAGAUAAAACUAUAUUUAGAGAUAAAGAUGGUAUGUGGCAAUGUAUUUUGGCAGUAGCUGAUAAAAUAUUUUACAGAUUUCUUGGCAUGAUCUCUCUAAAGCCUAAAACAGAAGAAAGAGAAGAAGAGUUAGAUAGACAUGCCCAGUUUUUACUUGUCAAGUUUAACUGUAUACAUAGUAAAAUACGACGUGUAGCUGAUAAAUAUUUAUCUAGUUUAGUAGAUAGAUUUCCAUAUCUACUAUGGAGUAAAGUUGUGUUAACAACCAUGUUAGAUAUUUUACAAGUUUUAUCUAGAUCUUUAGAAAUGGAUGCCCACCAAGAUGCACCAGAGUUAAAAGUACCACAUACUAAAUAUACGUUACGAGCUAUGGAUAGUAUUGUUGAUAGAGAGGCACGUAUAUUUUCUAUUUAUUUUGUAUUUCGAAGCACUGAUAUUUUACAAGAAUCAUUGAAAUGGGCACCAAAUACCACUCGCUCUCAUCUUAUUGAGUAUUUAUUACGUAUGGAGAACUCUACAGCUGGCUUGUUUCAACACAGUGGUUUAGCUCUAGUAACAGAAAGUGUUUUAAAUUAUGCUGGUUAUAAUAAGAACUCUGCACCUUUAGGAAGUGCCACGUUAGAUAGAAGACCUAAAUGUGUGAAUACAAACAGUUCUAAUUUUAUGGCUAACCUCAGUUUAAGAAGUAGAUAUUCAGGAGAGGUGACACAUUACUUAAAGGUAUUGCAAACUCAUUUUCAGUCAGAUGUCUGUGAGUCUAACACUGUGAACACUAGUUCACUUACGGCUAAGCAUUUCUUUAAUUACAGGAACCACAGACAUCUGACUGAAAAUUCGAUGAUGUCUAUUCUCUAUAGCUCAGUCAAUUUGAAUAGAAAAAUCCUACAUACAAUGUGUUGGACACCUAUCAACCAUUUUGAAGAGAGAACAAUGGAGGCUAGUGUUGCAUGCUGGGAAUGGCUAUUGUCUGCUAGACCAAAUUUAUCCACAGAGUUCCUGUGUGAAAUGGCAGCAGCUUGGCAGAUGUCUGUAGAUUUAAAGCUUGGAAUUUUUGAAGAAGACCAACCGAUACCAGAUCCUCUAGCUAAAAAAGAAGGUGUGGACCUAGCUCCACAACCACCUUACACUGCACCACAUGCUAUCUGGACUAGAUUCUUAAUGGAGAGGAUUGAAAUAGCUAAAUAUAGUAACUCAGUCCAUGUGGAUAUCUUGUUGAGUUUGUUGAACAAAUCUUUACCAGUUGGUGUUGGUAAAACACCAGCUAUCAUCUCUCGACAUCCUGCAGCCAUAGGUCCUAGAACCAGGUUAUUGAUAAUGGGUCUAUCAUUAUUACAAGGUGAUAUUUUACCCAAUACAGCUGGUAAAAGUGUACUCAGAGAAAGAAUCUAUGCUGCAUCAUUGGACUACUUCUGUGGUCCUAUCAUGUGUCCAACUCAACAAGGUUCUAACCUACGAGAAGAUAUCAUAACUCUUAUUAAAUUCUGGCAGAUGAUGCAUGCUGAUAAAAAAUACCUGAAUUCCAAUAUGUUAUCAUUUAAUGAUAUGGACUCUUCAGUGUUGACACCACAAACAUUAUCAAUAGGUGGUAUACCACCAGAUAGAAGAUCUCAAGCUAGUGGUUGGAUGAAUACUAUGAACAGCAGUGUUUCUACUUACUCUAGACGCUCAGCAAGUAAAAAGAAUCAAGCUGCUACCAGUAGUUUACUAAAAGAUUAUAUUAAAAAGAGAAAUCUUAUCUUGUCCUUAGUGGCUGGAGCAGUUGAUGCCCUUAUUACCUGGCACAAUCCUCUAGAACUAUCAGAAUUAAAAGUACCAGAUGAAGACAAAAUAGCUACAUGGCGUAGCACACCUUUAACAGAAAAACAAUGGAGAGAUACAGCUAGGUUGAGUUGGGACAUAUCACCUACCCUGGCUGUGUUUUUACCCUCCAGGUUCCGUAAUUCAGAAGCCCUGGUUCGUGAAGUAACUAGAUUAGUAAGAUCUCAUCCUGGUGCUGUGAACCAUAUACCACAAGCUAUAGAAUACCUGGUCACACCUCAUUCCUUAGAGGCUGAUGCCACAGAGUUAACCCAUGUUCUAACAUGGCAGAUAGUCUCCCCUGUUUUAGCUCUCUCUUAUUUUUCACGAUUGUAUCCACCACAUCCAUUAACAGCUCAGUAUGCUGUCAGAUGUCUACGCUCUCAUCCACCCGAAGCUUUGUUAUUUUAUAUACCACAGUUAGUACAAGCUUUAAGAUAUGAUCCUAUGGGGUAUAUAGGAGAGUUUAUUUUAUGGGCUGCUAAAAGGUCACAGUUAUUAGCACAUCAAAUACUGUGGAAUAUGAAAACUAAUACUUUCACUGAUGAAGAUGCUACUAUAAAAGAUGCUGAAAUUGGUGAUAAACUAGAGAAAAUUAUGAUGCAAAUAACACAAGAUUUAUCUGGUCAUGCUCUUCAAUUUUAUGAAAGAGAAUUUGACUUUUUUGGUAAAAUAACAGCUAUUUCAGGAGAAAUAAGACCAUAUCCUAAAGGUCCAGAAAGAAAGCAAGCGUGUUUAAAUUGUUUAAGUAAAAUAACAUUACAACAUGGCUGUUACCUACCCUCCAAUCCUGAAGCUAUUGUCACAGAAAUUGACUACAAAUCUGGAACACCCAUGCAAAGUGCUGCAAAAGCUCCCUUCCUCGCCAGAUUUAAAGUAGAGAAAUGUGGUAUCAAUGAAUUAGAAAAUUUAGCCAUGUCAGAAAAUACUACUGUUGAUGUAAAGAAAGAUCAGAAGAGUAAGAAGACCAGUGAACAUUGGAUGGCCUGUAUAUUUAAAGUUGGUGAUGAUGUCAGACAAGACAUGUUAGCUCUCCAAGUUAUUGGUAUGUUUAAGAAUAUAUUUGAUCAAGCUGGUCUUGAGUUAUAUUUAUUUCCAUAUAGAGUAGUAGCUACAGCGCCAGGGUGUGGUGUUAUAGAAUGUGUACCAGACAGUAAAUCUAGAGAUCAGAUAGGUAGACAAACUGAUAUUGGAAUGUAUGAAUAUUUUAUCAAUAAAUAUGGUGAUGAAAACUCUCCCAAAUUUCAGGCUGCCAGGCAUAAUUUUAUAGUCAGUAUGGCAGCUUACAGUAUUAUUGGAUUUUUAUUACAAAUUAAAGAUAGACAUAAUGGUAAUAUAAUGUUAGAUAAACAUGGUCAUCUGAUUCAUAUAGAUUUUGGUUUUAUGUUUGAAAGUUCACCAGGAGGUAAUAUGGGCUGGGAACCUGAUAUAAAGUUAACUAAUGAAAUGUUGCUGAUAAUGGGAGGUCGUGAUGCUCCACCAUUUCAAUGGUUUAUGGAACUAUGUGUACAGGGAUAUUUAGCAGUGAGGCCAUAUCAAGAAGCCAUCAUAUCUUUAGUAUCAUUAAUGUUAGAUACAAGAUUACCAUGUUUCCGUGGACAGACAAUCAAAUUACUACGUACUAGAUUCUCACCCCAGUAUUCUGAACGUGAUGCAGCUAAUUAUAUGUUGAAAAUUAUACGUGACUGUACCAAAAACUGGAGAGGAAAAACAUACGACUGGUUACAAUAUUACCAAAAUGAAAUUCCAUGUUAA